This is a messenger RNA of Meleagris gallopavo (turkey), 1844 nucleotides long. The record is from RefSeq and is a predicted model, not a curated record. Lineage: Eukaryota; Metazoa; Chordata; Aves; Galliformes; Phasianidae.
CACCCAUCCGUGCUGGGGACUGGGAGCGGUGGGGUGGAACCAGCAGCACAUGUGGCAGGCUGGGUGUGUCUGUGUCGGAGCCCAGGGCACGUGCCUGAGACAAGACCAUAGAUGGAAUCAAGCAGCAGAGCGAGGGGAUAAAACUGGGCUGAAGCUCACUUUAGGAACCCUAGCAGAGGGUGAGCCUCAGCGUGAAAAAGGAACCGCCUGCACUGGUGCUGGGAGGAUGCAGCCUCCACCCCUCCACCGCACGUGAUUUGGAUGCUGGAGGAAGGAGCCAUGAGCAUCCUGGUGGUGAAGACCAUCCUGCCCCUGCUGCUCCUUGCCUGGCCGUCCGCUGGACUCGCUCACCAGUGCUCACACAAGAUUUCCGUGUCCUUAGGGUCAAAUCUCACCUUUCACUGUCUACCAAACAGCCCUGACAGGGAGGUGGUGUGGUGUAACAACUUAAACAAGAGGAUAGUACAGGAAGACACAGGGACUGACCUACACCAGGAAAAUGGUUCUUACAACCUCACCUUUACAAGCGUGAAUGAAAAGCAUGCUGGAAAUUACACGUGCAAGAUGAAAGCCUCACGCUGUGUGAGUGCUAAAAACAAGAACUGCCCAUGCAAGAGCCACAAGGAGUCAGACUUAUCUGUCCAACAAAAAACUUCAACCAUCAUCAUGCUGUGCAGGUUCAUGGUCUGGCAAGAGAAUAAGACCAUGCAUGUGAGGUGGUGGACAUGUCCAGAGUCUCCUGAUGACCCCUUGGAGCACAGCAAGGCACAUCACAGUGACAGCCACGGCAGCAUGGAUGCAGCCAGCGCAGAGCCCAUUGUGUGUACCGUGUCAAGCAGAAGCUUCACAGGCACUGAAAAUGCCACCCAAGGGAUGGUUCCCAGCUCUGACCCCAAGAUUUCUCCGACCCGUGAGCCUCAGACCCGGGAAGGUCUCGUAGCAAUCAUCUACCUGUACGCCAUCCCCGGGUUAGUGGUUGUGACUCUUUUCUUCCUGCUUUGUAUUUUGGUGUGCCUGUGCAGAAGAAACCAAAGGCAUGCUAAAGGAACUCCUGAAAGCAAGCAUGCAGCAGAGAUGAAUCAGCUCAGCACGCCUCCCCCAUCACCUCAGACCGAGGACGUGACGUAUGCAAAGCUGAUCUUUGAAAGGACAGGGGCAAUACCUGCAGCCUCAGAAGUGGUGUACGCAGAAAUAAAACCGCUGCAAAAGAAGUAGAGAGCUGAGGAUGGCCACGCUGCUCUGCAAAGGGAAGGUCUGUCAGCAGGAAGAGUGAAAAAGGAGAGACAAGCAGCUGGUGACAUGGCUGCCACAGCUGUGAUCCUUGAAAACCAGGCAUUAGCUCUUAUCAAGUGCAUCAGGUGAUGGAUAUGCCGGUAGAGCCCUGGAGCAGUGUUCUUCAUUUCCUCACUGUGUCCAGAUCCAGCACCCGCUGUGAUGGAUUUGGCUCUGCUCUGCUCUGAUUCACGCACUUGAAACAUGACAAGCAAAGAUACAAAGGCAUCAUUUGCUGUGGAGAGGUCCAGCAUGGAUACAUUCAAAGCCUACCAGUGACCGGCUGCUAGCCUGAUGGAACCCCAUUCACCCUCUGAGCCUGGCAAGUCAGCCAGCUGCUCACCUAUAACGUUGUAUUUUUUGCUAGCUCUAUGCUGGAUGUUUUGUCUGAAAGGAAACAGUGCCAAAAGCCUUACUGAAGUCCUAAAAGUUAACACUGACUGGCUUCACUUGGUCAACCAGAUAGAUGGCCUUGUUAUAUUGAUUUCCUUGUAUAAGGAAAUCAAGUUAAUCCAACAGGACCUAUGUAAUAUAUAUAUAUGUGUGUGUGUGUGUGUAUAUAUAUAUAUAUA